ACAAAUGCUCAGGAGCCAGGUACUAGACAGGGGGCAUACUGAAGGAUACUGUCACCUGAAGCAGAAGGGCUGUCAGAUCUUUCUCUUCUGCACUUAAAUCAUUGUAAUGUGAUGUCUCUCAUGUUGGGAGAUUCAUCCUUUGCAUUUUGGAACUGAGCCUUCCUGGCAUUGCAAGAGUUUUCUGCUGUCUUAGUACGCUAAGAAGCCGGAGAGGGACCCAGCAGCCUGGAUUCAUUCUCUGUCUUGGAAAAGUAUAUGACUGCUUUGAAAAAUUGUGAAGUCACUGCUGGCCACAUUGUGGGAUUGUACUGAAUAGUUAAAAUUUCUAAAUUUUUAGAUUUAAAUGCUGGAAAGCUUGGAGACAGUCUAUUCAGAGGCUUUUGAUUUCUGGGGCUGACCAGGGCAUAAAAUGACAUGAGAGCUUCUCAACAGGAUUCCAGAUUCUUGAAAGACUCUUCAAAGUACCUACAAUGUUCAGAACAGGGAUGCAGGGAUCUCCUGGAGAAUCUGAAGUUCUGGCUUAACCCUUGAAACUUUGAAAGUAAUGGCUAAAAAGGAAAGAUGAACAGCUAAAGCCUCUGGAAAUGAUUAAUAUUUGCCACCACAAUUGGCUACUCUGGCUUUUUCCAUCAAAAUUUGGUAUCUUCAUGUCCAGCAUCUACUACAGGUCAGAUGGAGCUUAGGAAGACAAGGGAGCCUAGUAAUAAACGAGUCAAACCCCUUUCCAGAGUCACAUCACUAGCAAAUCUCAUCCCGCCAGUGAAGGCCACACCGUUAAAGCGUUUCAGCCAAACCCUGCAGCGCUCCAUUAGCUUCCGCAGCGAGAGCCGCCCUGACAUCCUUGGCCCCCGACCCUGGUCCAGAAAUGCCGCCCCCUCGAGCACGAAGCGGAGAGACAGCAAGCUCUGGAGUGAGACCUUCGACGUGUGUGUCAAUCAGAUGCUUACAUCCAAGGAAAUCAAACGUCAGGAGGCAAUUUUUGAGCUUUCCCAAGGCGAAGAAGACUUGAUAGAGGACUUGAAAUUAGCAAAAAAGGCCUAUCAUGACCCCAUGCUAAAACUCUCCAUAAUGACAGAACAGGAAUUGAAUCAAAUUUUUGGAACACUGGAUUCCUUGAUUCCUCUUCACGAAGAGCUCCUUAGUCAGCUUCGAGAUGUUCGGAAGCCUGAUGGCUCGACUGAACAUGUUGGUCCCAUCCUCGUGGGCUGGCUGCCCUGUCUCAGCUCCUAUGACAGCUACUGCAGUAAUCAAGUAGCCGCCAAAGCUCUGCUGGACCACAAAAAACAGGAUCACCGAGUCCAAGAUUUCCUACAGCGAUGUUUAGAAUCCCCCUUUAGCCGCAAACUAGAUCUCUGGAAUUUCCUUGAUAUUCCAAGAAGCCGUCUGGUGAAAUACCCUCUGCUUCUUCGAGAAAUCUUGAGACACACACCAAAUGAUAAUCCAGAUCAGCAGCACUUGGAAGAAGCUAUAAACAUCAUUCAGGGAAUUGUGGCAGAAAUCAACACCAAGACUGGGGAAUCUGAAUGCCGCUAUUAUAAAGAGCGCCUUCUUUACUUGGAAGAAGGCCAGAAAGACUCCCUGAUAGACAAUUCACGUGUCUUGUGUUGUCAUGGCGAACUGAAGAAUAAUCGAGGCGUGAAACUGCAUGUUUUCCUGUUCCAAGAGGUGCUUGUGAUCACUCGAGCCAUCACCCACAAUGAGCAGCUCUGCUACCAAUUAUACCGUCAACCAAUUCCUGUGAAGGACCUCCUGCUGGAAGACCUGCAGGAUGGAGAAGUGAGACUUGGUGGCUCCCUGCGUGGGGCAUUCAGCAACAAUGAGAGAAUUAAAAACUUCUUCAGAGUAAGUUUCAAGAAUGGAUCCCAAAGUCAGACGCACUCACUACAAGCCAAUGACACCUUCAACAAACAGCAGUGGCUCAACUGUAUUCGUCAAGCCAAAGAAACAGUUCUGUGUGCUGCUGGGCAGGCUGGGGUGAUUGACACCGAGGGAUCUUUCCUAAGUCCCACUACUGGGAGCAGAGAGCCACAGGGAGAAACAAAACUUGAGCAGAUGGACCAAUCGGACAGUGAGUCAGACUGUAGUAUGGACACGAGUGAGGUCAGCCUCGACUGUGAGCGCAUGGAACAGACAGACUCUUCCUGUGGGAACAGCAGGCACGUUGAAAGCAACGUCUGACAGAAGCAUGUGCACUUCCUGGAAGUAGCCCUGUGUCUUACCUGUACAGUAUUUGCAUUCCACACAUGGAACAGUUUGGAGAAGCACUUUUUAAUACUUUUGUGACUAUGUUGGCCCAGUCUCUUGUAUCUGUACCUUUGUCCCUAGUACUGUAACUGCCAGUGUGUCUGUGUAAGCUGGAAUCUGUGGCAACCGUUACCCUGUAUUGUAUUCACAAGAGUCUGGAUGGAUGGAGAGGUACUUGAACAAGUUACUUUCAAUUGUCCUGCUGGAUUUUUAAAAAUAGUUCAAACAAACAAACAAACCUGCUGUUUUGCAUAGAUUGCUUGAAGAGUCCUUCUUCCUGUGCUUCUCUAGUGCUUUUCCAGCUCUUUGAUGUGGUAGCUGAUGGCAUGGAACUUAGAAAGCCUUGCAAACAGGGUAAGAGGAAGUCACUAGUGUAUCAGGAUGGCAUUGGAGAGAGAAUCAGGGAAAGUCAAUCCUUGAAGUGAUCUUGUUUUCACAUUAUUCAACCAGAAAGCAUGAAAACAUCCCUGGAGAUUCUGAAAGCUUAAUUUUGCAAAGGAAGAAACAUUGUCUGAAUCUUGCAAUUUCAUUCAGUGCUAAUUUGAUGCAAGAAUCUAUUAGGACAUGAAAUGAAAGUUGACCUUAAAAGGGCUAGGACAAAAGCAGCUGCUAGCUCUGAAUCUUUAACUGAACUGUGUGUGGUACCAGGAGGUAUCUCUCAUAGUUGGUGGCUAACCUAAAACAUCAGAACAGAACCCAAAGGGCCUGGGAAAACCUGCCAGGAUAAUGAGAAGGUCCUGUCUUUAUUGUGUUUUAUCUACCUAGGCCUACUCUUAUUUUAGAGUGAAUGAAGUGACAAAGAAAAGAGGCUAUGACUGUCAGUGACUCUGGUUAUAGAAACAUAUGAGAGGAAGAAUUUGGAAUGAGAAGCACUUCAUCAGAACGUUCUGUGGGAACCAUUAAAAGAGAAAAGCAUGGUCCAGUGCCUUCUGAAAAAGGCCAGAGCCUUGGGUUUUCCUGUCUGCUUUUGGGUUGUCAAUCUGCCGUCUCUGGUUCUGUGCUAUAAUCAGAAUUGUAAUUCCAUUCUCCAGAGGCCCAUUUCAUUAAUUCUGAUUCAUGAGGAACAGUUAGCCAAACUAGUAUCCUCUUGUCCAGGCUUGAUUCACAGUUCAGGGUAAAGUGCAGACCCUAAAAAAUACUUACCUAAGUUCCCAGAAAAGCUUCCUGUGAGUGUAAAUAUUAAGGAUUACCUGUGCAAAAUUAUACCCACACCAGCACUAGUAAUAAUGAUUCUAAAUUAUUGCCAAAAAGGUUUUUUUUUAAUCUUCUGUGUCUUUCAAGUUUACAGAAAAAAAGCAGUAAAUACAAUGUCAUUUUAUUAUGUACAUAUAUCAUGUGCAUUCAAAGAAGCUGUGUGACAAGAUAUAUCAAUAUAAAAACAAGGUAUAUUACUUUAUUAUUUUUCAAAAACAAAAAAUAUGGUGGUCAACUUUACCCUGUAAAACUUAUUUCUGUAUUUAUAGAUUUUAAACAUGGUGAAUUUUUUCUAUUACAAGUUUAUUUAAAACUGCUUUAUUUCUCAAAUUGUUGUCGAUUUAGCAAGUGAGUGAACCUACUGCAGACAGAAGCAGAGGAAAGCCAAGAAAAGCCAUCUGAUGGUGAAGAAAAGAAUGAAACAUUCUUUGCAGAAGCCAUCAGCCACUUUGGCUAAUGUGUUGAGAAAAAAGGUUUGUCACGUAUUAGCCUAUGGAAAGAAAGUCAGUGUUUUGAUGAAAUGAAUGUUUUUGUAUAAUGGCCUUAAACUUUUCUGGAAGCAUUUCAAAUAAAUUGCAUUAAAAUGUCGUC
Molecule: messenger RNA, 4029 nt
Organism: Carlito syrichta (Philippine tarsier)
Lineage: Eukaryota; Metazoa; Chordata; Mammalia; Primates; Tarsiidae
Gene: ARHGEF3
Product: Rho guanine nucleotide exchange factor 3
Exons: 10
Coding region: 673-2178 (501 amino acids)
Biological process (GO): positive regulation of Rho protein signal transduction; intracellular signal transduction
Molecular function (GO): guanyl-nucleotide exchange factor activity
Source: RefSeq, a predicted model, not a curated record